Molecule: messenger RNA, 3325 nt
Organism: Caretta caretta (loggerhead turtle)
Lineage: Eukaryota; Metazoa; Chordata; Testudines; Cheloniidae
Gene: LGALS4
Product: galectin 4
Molecular function (GO): carbohydrate binding
Source: RefSeq, a predicted model, not a curated record
GCCUGUCCUCUGGCCCAUUUAAAUUAGCUCCGUGGCACUGGCCUGCAGGCGGAGCAAACAGCAGUGAAGGCUAGGACGAGGAAAGGCUAUUGGGUUCGGUGCCUGGGGGACAGCUGAGGUCAGGCCAGUCACCCUCCUUCCAAGGUGGCUCCCUGCAACCGGGGGCUAAACUUCCUCUGGCUUGGGCUGGCGUGAUGCGGCUCCGCAGCACCGUCCCAUCUGUACCUCUUCCCCUGCUGUGGGGGAAGGCUCAGCCCUCGGUUGAGACUCUGACCUGUGCCAGCCUGCAUGAAUGGCCUGGACUUGGUCGGCCCCCCCACUCCAGCCGGAGCUGGGGGUGGGGAGUGACCCAGGGCCCUGGUCUUCACCCCCACCCCCGCAAGCGGGCUGAGAGCAUGGGACUUAAUUCUCACCCUGCUCACAGGGAGGCAGUCGCCAGCACUGGGAAUCAGGACGCCUGGGGUCUAUUCAUGCCUUGGGCAAGUCAUGUCUCUCUGUGCCUCAGUUUCCCCACCCCUUCACUAAUGAUUCAGACUGGGAGCACAAUGGGGCCCGGAUUUCACCUGCUACCGUAAUACACACCAUAAGCACAACACUCGUAACGCCAGACCUGACCCCCGUCCCUCACGCUGGGUCUUUGCAGCACCCGGCCCAAUGAAGCCUCAUUGUGGGAAGGGUGGGCCCCAGGUGCUGCCCUAACACCAGUGCCAAGGCCCGUAGGAACAUCGCCCCUGGGGAACUGGCACAGGACGGCUGGGGUUCCCGGCUCCCCGCCCUCUGCUCAGCCUGCCCCGCUCUGAGCAGAGCUUGCAGAUCCCAGCGCAGCUCCGGGGAACUGGCUCCGUGGGGGAGCGGGCAGAGCCCGGGAUCUGGCCUUGGUAACCACAGAAUCCGAAACACAAAUGCCACAGCCUCCCCCGUGCACAGGGUCGAGGGGCCCCGCCACAAUACUUAGGAAUGAGGAAGCCAGUCCCUCCCCUGCCUGCUGCACCCCCUCUGCCCCCCUCUUUUGCUUUCUGCCGUGCUGAGCCAGCCGCCCACGGUCAGGCAGGGACGCGCCCCUCCUCAGCAAACAAAGCCCCAGGAUGGCACCCAUCUGUCAUCUGGGCAAGGCUCUCUGGAGAGCUGCACCUCCUGGGGGAAAGGGCACAGGGAGGAGCCGUGCCCAGCCCUCCCCUGGUCUCCUGCAGCGAGUCCCCUCCUCUGCUCCCCCAGACCCAGAUCCCCUGCCUUGUGCCAGCACCCCAGCUCCAAGCCAGGUCACCUGCUACCCAUGUGCUGGCUCCAAUGAUGGCUGGACCUUCGCCUCCAGCUGGACAUGCGGCCCAGUGCCCGGCCCUUUGCCUUUCCUAAGCUGCAGGUGCCCCCUGAGCCCGGGACUCUGGGAUCAGCUGCUCUCAUGGUGGGGGAGAAAUGUGGGCACGGAGAGGGAAAAGGAUCGGCCCAAAGCAGGGCUGCCAAUUUUGGCUGGACGUAUUCCUGGAGGUCUCGUCACACGCCAUUAAAGGUGACCCUAAUUCCUGAAGACUCCAGGACAAUCCUGGAAGAUUGGCAACCCUAGGCCUAAGCCAAGGGGGGUGGCGCAGCUGAGUCCUGCCCAGCGCCACCCCCAUUCCCCCAAUCUAAGCUGUCAGCCCUGGGAGUGGGUCAAUGGAAAAUCUGUGAGCAAGAGCUGGGGAUAGAACCCAGGAGUCCUGGCUCCCAGCCCCCCUGCUCUAACCACUAGACCCCCACAUCCCCACCCCACUCUGCAGGGCCCAGUCACCACAAGGGGGAUGUCACCAGGAACGCGAGGGGAAACCAACUGGCCCAGCUCCAUGGUUACAGAGCACAUGUGACACUGGACAGGGGAUCUGCUCCAGUCACGUUGUGGGGUGAACAAUUCCAGAAUAGAACCCAGGAGUCCUGGCUCCAGCCCCCCACCCCGCUUUAACCACCGGACCCCAAUCCCUCCUACAGCUGGGGAUGGAACCCAGGAGUCCGGACUCUCAACCCCUUUUGCCCUAACCCAUCUCCUACCAGACUAGGAAUGGGACCCAGGAGUCCUGCCUCCCAGCCCUCCCCGUCCCCAGCUUCAACCACUAGAUCAUCAGAAAUCUGGCUUUGCCAUUUCCACUCAAAAUGAGGAUUCUCCACGGAACUGGGUGCGGCUGGGCAGGGCGACACCUCUCCUGGGCAGGUGGGCGGAGGCCGGCCGAGUGGCCUGGCCGUCCCGCCUCCCAAUCCAGGACUAUAAACCCCCUUCCCUCCGCUUGCUCCUCUCCCCGUGCUCCGCCCUGCCCAUUCGCUGCACAGGGAGAGACCCCAGCGCCCCGAUGGCCUACGUCCCUGCACCCGGCUACCAGCCCAUCUACAACCCGCCCCUCCCUCAUGCCACCCCCAUCGUCGGGGGGCUGCGGCCCGGGAUGUCCAUCUACGUUCAGGGCACGGUGCCCCAUCACACCAAGAGGUUCCGCGUGAAUUUCUCCUGCGGCCCGCAGAAGGGGGCCGAUAUCGCCCUGCACUUCAACCCCCGCUUCGACAGCGGGGACAAGAUCGUCCUCAACAGCUUCCAGCAGGGCAAGUGGGCCAAGGAGGAGCAUGAGCACAACAUGCCCUUCCACGAGGGGGAGCCCUUCGAGCUGCUCUUCACCAUCACCCCCGAGGGCUACCAGAUCAUGGUGAACAGGACCCCCUGCUGCGAGUUCCGGCACCGCAUCCCACCCGAGCGCGUGCAGGUCGUCGAAGCGGACGGGGACCUCGAGUUGCAGUCGCUCAAUGUCAUCGGAGGGGGCAUGAUGGGGGGCGGGGGGUUGUAUUACCCGCAACCCGGGAUGCUUGGCAUGCAGCCAAAUAUGCCUCCGCCACCCACAAGCCUGCCGAUGAUGGCUGGCCCUGCUUCCUUUCACCCGCAAGUCCCCUACGUGGCUAACUUCCCAGGCGGGCUGACAUCCAAGAAGACAGUGGUGGUGAAAGGAUUAGUCCCGCAGGGCGCUAAGAGCUUCAGAAUCAACUUCAAGAUGGGCUACUCCAAGGAUAUCGCCCUGCAUAUUAACCCUCGCCUGAACGAGAAGACCGUGGUCAGGAACAGCCUCCUGAACGGGCAGUGGGGCUCAGAGGAGCGAGAGCUGCCUCACAACCCCUUCCAGCCCGGCCAGUACUUUGAUCUCUCCAUCCGCUGUGGGAACAGACGUUUCAAGGUCUUCGCCAACGGGCAGCCGCUAUUCAACUACAACCACCGUUUCCACAACUUCCAGCAGAUCGACACGCUGGAGAUCAACGGCGACGUGGUCCUGUCCUACGUCCAGUUCUGAGCCGCCCAGCACGGGAGGGACACACAACGCUG